Messenger RNA from Panicum hallii, 919 nucleotides. RefSeq names its product blue copper protein-like. The transcript is spliced from 2 exons. Gene Ontology annotation, molecular function: electron transfer activity. Gene Ontology annotation, cellular component: plasma membrane. Bases 131 to 655 code for a protein of 174 amino acids. NCBI's taxonomy places the organism in Eukaryota, Viridiplantae, Streptophyta, Magnoliopsida, Poales, Poaceae. The record is from RefSeq and is a predicted model, not a curated record.
CCUGCCCUGCCCAUCCAGCCACCGUGCAAACCCAGUCACAAGACAGAGACAUCGCUAAAGCUCCACCAGCUGCUUCGUCUCGUGCACGAGCUCGAUCUCCUCCUAGCUAGCUGCAGCAGCCUCUGCCGCCAUGGCGUCCCGUUCCGCUCUGAUCGCGCUGCUCGUCGUCGUGAGCUGCGCCGCGGCGGCCUCGGCGGCCCCGUGGACCGUCGGCGACGCGCAGGGGUGGACUCUUGGCGGCGACUACGCCACCUGGGCCAGGGGCAAGAACUUCUCGGUCGGAGACACGCUCGUGUUCAACUUCGCCACCGGGAACCACGAUGUGCUGGUGGUCUCCAAGAGCGACUACGACAACUGCAACACCGGCAGCGCCAUGAACACCAUCCAGACCGGCCCAGCCACCGUCACCCUCAGCUCCGCCGGCGACCACUACUACAUCUGCGGCAUCGGCACCCACUGCAGCGGCGGCAUGAAGCUCGCCGUCAACGUCGGCUCCGGCUCCGGCUCCCCCUCCCCCUCGACGCCGUCCGCCCCCGGCACCCCCACGCCCACCACCCCCGCCGGCCCCUCCCCGAGCGCCGCGCCCGCGCGCCGCGCGGCCGGCCCCGCCCUCGCCGUCGCCGCCGGCGUGCUCCUCAAGCUCGCCAUGUUCUGAUCGGCGGUCGCCACCGAGAUGUACGGCGCGGCCUGGCUGUUUGCGUGGCCAGAGUAGAGGCAGUGCAGGAUUAUUACUAUUAUUCUUGAGCGUUCCGAUCUGACGGCCGGCGUGUACCUACUGUUGAUGAUGCUAGCUUUUGCUGUUCUGCUUUGUGUUCGAUCAUUUGCGAGUGGUAGUAGUUGGUGACCUGUAAUAAUUUCAUUGUUUUCGCCUCCAUGGAUAUAAUUUGCAUGACUUCUUUAUGACAUGAUCGUUCCUACA